Molecule: messenger RNA, 555 nt
Organism: Aspergillus fischeri NRRL 181
Lineage: Eukaryota; Fungi; Ascomycota; Eurotiomycetes; Eurotiales; Aspergillaceae
Exons: 2
Coding region: 1-555 (184 amino acids)
Source: RefSeq, a predicted model, not a curated record
AUGCCAGAAACCAUCCAGCCCAUCAAAGUCUGUAUCCUGAGUUUCGAGAAAAUGGACCUGGUCGACUUCGCCGGGCCACUGGAAACGCUGUCGCAUGUUCGAGGCCCGUCUGGUGACCGUUUAUUCUCCAUCACAGUCGCCGGUCCCAGCGGCGAAAUCACCACCCUACAGGACCUGAUCAUCAAACGGAACAUCAGCUUCGAGCAAGCCACGUCGUCCCUCGCACAGUUCGACGUCCUUAUUGUCCCCGGCGCAAGCUAUCUGGUGACGAAGGAGCUCUGCAUUCUUGCGGGCCGACGCGCGACAACCCAUUAUACAAUUAUUCCAGAGCUAGCGGAGCUCUGUGCAAAGUAUGGGCAGACUGAGAUUGUUCGAAAGAGGUUUGUCGAUGCCGGCUUGCUGGAUAAUGGGGUGCGGGUCGUCUCAUCUGGUGGGAUUUCCAGUGGCUUUGACGCUGCGUUGUAUGUUGUGGAGGUUUUCUGUGGCUUGCUCUGCGCCGAAAAAGCGAGUGACGUGCUGGACUAUCAGUGGAGAAGAUCGGAGGGAUUGUUUUAA